This is a messenger RNA of Prorocentrum cordatum, 230 nucleotides long. Lineage: Eukaryota; Dinophyceae; Prorocentrales; Prorocentraceae. The record is from the annotation of a GenBank genome assembly.
AUGGACGCAGAGGAGUUCAUUCAGUUAUUCUACGAGUACAAGGAUACCAUAUCCCAGGGCAUCGAUGGCGAUGGCAUCACGCAGAGCUGGUUCCGCUGCUACGAGAAGCUUGGGAUGCGGCACUCCUUGAUGCUGAACUCUUUCGGCGUCGAUACGCGGAAGGUCAUCCUCGCCACCGAGGGGGACGAGAGCAGGGUGAUGCAGAUCGCCAUCAACUACGAGCUGUGGGA